This is a messenger RNA of Coregonus sp. 'balchen', 1770 nucleotides long. NCBI's taxonomy places the organism in Eukaryota, Metazoa, Chordata, Actinopteri, Salmoniformes, Salmonidae. The record is from the annotation of a GenBank genome assembly.
AUGAACCCCGAAGAGCAACACUGGAUGGACACUCUGCAGGGUGUGUUCUACCCAGCCUUGGCUAUAGUGGGCAUCCCCUGUGAGUAUACCUAAACCUAUAGAACUACUUGCUGCUAGGUAUGGUUGUCUUAUACAGAUGGAUGAGUACAAUGACUAGGGGUGUUGUAGGAAAAUUGGUAUAUUUGUUCAGCACACAUCAGAAUAUGCAUGUUAUUUUUUUCCACAAAUGAAUUUGUCAAAUCAUUGAAUGGAUCAAAUGGAUAAUGAAUUUAAUGGUUAUAAUGAAUAUUUCUUUGAGUAAAAUAUAUAUGGCUAUAGUAACAUUAAGUUUAAUUAAUUAAUUAUGAUUAAAUGCUUCAUUUGUUUCCAAUGGAAAAACCCUAAUGAUACGAAUCCCUCCUCCAGCCAACAUUGUUACCUUCCUCAUCUUCUGGCGGAGGAACUGCCUGCUGUCCAAGUCCAGCACCUUCUAUCUGAUGGCCAUCUCUGUAGCUGACACUCUGGUCCUCGUCUUCAUCGUGGUGCUGGAGAUCACUGUCAAAUUUUACCAGGAGGUACUUAUUUAGUCAGAAAUGUCACUGCUCUUUUAAUUUAUAGUUCUGUCAGUAACACUUUACAUUGGAUUUCUAUAGUAAUGCUGUAAUUACUACAGUAACAGCAAACAGCAUUGUAUCAACAUGCCAUUACCUAGUAGCCUAUUUCAGGGUUUUCCUAAUGUUGUUCUGGCGCACGCUUUGGUUUUUUCCCUAGCACUACACAGCUGAUACAAAUAAUCAAAGCUUGAUGAUGAGUUGGUUAUUUGAAUCAGCUGUGUAGUGCUAGGGCAAAAACCGAAACGUGCACCCACGGGGGGCCCCAGGACCGAGUUUAGGAAACCCUGGCCUGCUUUACUAAUUGUUUUGUCCUUUCUUUGUAAUGGAUUUUUAGUGUUUGUUGUUAUUACACUGACGGCAUUAGGAAUAGUCGCUAUUACUAUUCCCUCCAUUUUAAAUGCACAUUAAUUAAGGCUUGAUUUGAUUUUAGGAGCCGUUUUGGAGCCGUGAGCCCUGGUGCCGCCUGAGAGACAUUUUCAGCUACGGGGCCUACAACACCUCAACCUGGCUGGUGGUGGUUUUCACCGCAGAGCGCUUCAUAGCCAUCCACACCUGGGCCAUCAAGACCAAACUCUGCACACCGCGCAGUGCCUUAUUGGCCAUCGCCACCAUCUUACUCCUCAGCCACCUCCUGGCCAUACCCUACUACUGGUCCAAUGUCUCGGUUUACGACCACAACCAGACCAGAUGGGCCUGUAUAUACGAACCUGAGGCCCCUCAUGGUUAUGUGCAUGCCCUGGUGGGGGCCCAGACCUUAGUGGUCUACGUCCUACCUUUCCUCAUCAUCCUCACCCUCAACGGGCUGACUUUGCGACAGAUCUCCCUUAGCAGCAGGGUCCACAUGGUGGCGGCUGCCGACCUGACCUCAGGGGCCUACAGGGUGACGCCCCUGCUGCGCUCCAGGAAGAGGAAGUCUGUAGUGCUCCUGGUGACCGUGUCCAUGAGCUUUGUGCUGCUAUCCGUCACCCGCGCAAUCACCCAGAUCAUCCUACGCACCACCUUCUUCUACGGCCAGGAUCGCAACGACUACAACCUGCAGAUCAAUGUGGUGGCUGACAUUGGUAGCAUGCUGAGCCUCAGUAAUGCAGCCAUCAACAUGUACCUGUACGCCUGCACUCAGGCCAAGUUCCGUCGGGAGUUCACAACUUGUGUCAGACAGGUUUUGUCCCAAGACUAA